AAACGUGUUGUACGGCCUUGGCAAGGACACACACUAACACUAUAGUCUGCAAGCUGCGGCCCUUGAGGGACAUAGAACAAGAAGUAAUGAUUGUCUUGUACUUUGAAAUCACGCCAGAAACAAGCCUACAGUCGUUGUCGCUGCCUAAGAGAACUAGUCAAUCAGGUGCCGAGGCACUGGGAUCACUGAGAACUAAUUCCUGCAAUGGUCACCUUCCUCCUGCGGGGUCUGCGGGCCUUGCUGCGGCGCCCUGCCCACACAGGCUGGUGUUGGCAGUCCACUGCAGCCAGCCAUAGUGACUAUGACUGUCUGAAGGCUGAAAUAGAGCAGCAGCUGACACCGAAAGAAUACUUUAAUUUUGCCCAAGACAUUGUUGCCCCGUGGGCACAGAAAAAGCCCAGCCACCCAGCGCUGCUCUUCACUGAUGGCCAGAAGGACACUGUGCUGAGCUACAGUGAGCUCCUCCUUCAGGCCCAGACCCUGGCCACUGCCCUCAGUGACCCCCAGGCCCCUAAGUGUGCCCUGGUGCUGCUGCCCAAGGUGCCGGCCUGGUGGGUGGUCAAUGUGGCUGCCUCCUGGUGUGGGACUGUCGUGUCUUGUGGCACCACCAUGCUCACACCAAGGGAUGUGGCUCACCGCCUGGCUAAGUGUGGGGCUGACUGCAUCAUCUGCACACCAAAGCUGGCUGCCUCCCUGGAGGACGUGACAAAGGCUAUGCCACUGCGCAUAGCUGUGUCUGAGGGCUGCGAGGAAGCUCGCGCUGGCUGGGUGAGUUACCAAGAGCUGAUGAAGUCUGGCCGUGGACGCCCAGCCCGGGCAUGUGUGGCCUCCCGGGGGGAUGACACUGCCCAGCUGUUCUUCACGUCAGGCACGACGGGCAAGCCAAAGAUGGUGCCGCACACACAGGCCAGCUAUGGGGUUGGCCACAUUGCAACAAUAAGGUACUGGCUUGACCUGGGUGAGGAAGACAUGGUGUGGAACCUGUCAGACACUGGCUGGGCCAAGUCAGCCUGGACCAGCCUGUACACGCCCCUGAUGGCUGGGGCAACAGCCUUCAUACACCAGAUGAAGCAUUUUGAUUCUCAAGAAAUGCUGCGCACACUGUGUGAGUACCCCGUGACAGUGCUGUGUGCCCCACCCACGGCCUACCGGGCCCUCGUGCAGCACCAGCUCUGCCAGUACCCCUUCAAGGCCCUGCAGCACUGCGUGAGUGCUGGCGAGCCUCUCAACCCGGAGGUGAUGCAUGAAUGGACCAAAAAUACAGGACUUAAAAUUUACGAGGGCUUUGGACAGUCAGAGACAACACUGUUAUGUGGGGUAUGCAAAGGCAUGGCACUGCGGCCUGGCUCUAUGGGCAAGCCUGCACCCGGCUACAACCUCAAGGUGCUGAGUGAGCAACUGGAGGAGCUUCCUCCUCACCAGGAAGGCCAGCUGGCGGUCAGCCUGAAGCAGGGCCACCCCGUGGGGCUCUUCAGAGGAUACCUUCAUGAUGAGCAGAGGACGUCCGAGGCCUUCAGGGACGGCUACUACUUCACGGGGGACAGAGCUUACUAUGACGAGGACGGCUACUUCUGGUUUGUGGGCCGAGGGGACGACAUCAUCAUCUCUUCCGGGUACAGGAUUGGGCCCUUUGAGGUGGAGUCGUGUCUACUGGAACACCCAGCAGUGGCUGAGUCUGCGGUGGUCUCCUCCCCUGAUGCCCUGCGUGGGGAGGUGGUGAAGGCCUUUGUGGUCUUGGCAGAGGAGUACAAACACAAGGACGCCAACACCCUCAUCACUGACCUCCAGGACCACGUCAAGCAGAUGACGGCUCCGUACAAGUAUCCCAGAAAGAUUGAGUUUGUGGACUCUCUGCCGAAGACCGUCAGCGGGAAAAUACGAAGAGUAGAACUACGGAACAGAGAAUGGGUCAAAGGUGAAGGUGGUGAGCCCAGUAGUAGCAGCAGCAGCAGUAGCAGCAGCAAUCAUCAGGGUGGUUAGGGGCAAAGUACCUGCAGAAGAAGUGGGUAGUUCGGCUAAGCAUACAAGCACUGAAAUAUGAUAAGCUGUGGAGGCAUUUAAAGACUUGUGAGGAUCAGAAAGGGAGGGAGAGAUAUUGAGAAGGUGUUGAAUAGUGUAAUAUAUGGCAGGUGGUAUAUGGGUGGUGGAGUGUAGUAUAUGGAUGGUUGCAGGUUUGGAGGUCAUAAAUAAAUAAACAUAAAUAUAUACAAAUAAAUAAAUGAUGAUAACAAUAACAAGGAAUAAUAAUAAUAAUAGUAAUAAUAAUAGUAAACUCCUCCUCCUCCUCCUCCUCUUCCUCCUCCUCCUCCUACUACUGUUACAACUUCUACUACUACUACUACUAUUACUUGAAAUAAUAAUAAUAAUAAUAAUAAUAGUAAUAAUAAUAACAGCAGAUACUAAAACACAUUCACAAAUUAACACGUAAAUUAAUAAAGAAAAAAAUGAAAAGAUUAAAAAAAAAAAAAAAAUCAGAAGUGUUGGAGAGCAAGAGGUCUUAGCAAUGGAAAACAAUUGUAUGCUAUGUUGAAUUUGAAUAAACUCGAUAAUACUGA
This is a messenger RNA of Eriocheir sinensis (Chinese mitten crab), 2555 nucleotides long. Its product is annotated as acyl-coenzyme A synthetase ACSM3, mitochondrial-like. Gene Ontology annotation, cellular component: mitochondrial matrix. Gene Ontology annotation, biological process: acyl-CoA metabolic process; fatty acid biosynthetic process. The transcript is spliced from 14 exons. The record is from RefSeq and is a predicted model, not a curated record. Gene Ontology annotation, molecular function: fatty-acyl-CoA synthase activity; fatty acid ligase activity. The coding region runs from base 205 to 1980 and encodes 591 amino acids. Lineage: Eukaryota; Metazoa; Arthropoda; Malacostraca; Decapoda; Varunidae.